UCCACUACUCUAAGCAAGCAUUACCAUCUCCAUAAAUUAACCUUUAAAAUGAAUUCAAUUUUGUUGCGAAUAAAUACUGCAGUGCAAAACCUCAGACAAACUUUACUUUUCACUUUUGGACGAGGAUUUCCACCAGAUGCCUUGUGCCUUGCCGGAGUUGAAAUUAAUAAAACAGCUCAAAACGAGUCCACUCCUUUUUCAUUAAAAGACUUAUUGGGCAACGGAUAUUUAUGGGCUGUCCCAAAACAUAGAAGAAGUGUUGAAAAACGAUGGAAAAGGAAGUAUGGUGAUCCAAAUUAUGUUUUAAAACUAUUGACUCCAAGAAAAGAUUUACGAACAUGUAAUGUAUGCGGGGAUGACCAUCAGGCAGGGGUCUUGUGUCCAACUUGCUACAGAAAAGUUAUAAAUGAGACGAAAGAAAUGCAAGAACAAAUUCAAAAUGAGUUACAAUUGGAACCAGUAGAGAAAGAAGUAGUUGUAUUAUAUGAUGGAGAAAAAGAUGAAAAACCAGAAGAAUUUUUCAAAGGAAAAAGAAUAGUUGAAAUGAAAAAAGCUAGACCUUCAUGGUUUAGUAAAAACUUGUUACAAGAAACAACACAGAAGAAUGCAACUACGAAAGAAGUUAAACCAUCUGAAUUGGGAUGAUUUACUAUUAAGAAUGUUUUGAAAGUAUUGUCAGUUUAUUCUUUAAAUAAAUAUUGAACUUUUUGUUG
Molecule: messenger RNA, 713 nt
Organism: Diorhabda sublineata
Lineage: Eukaryota; Metazoa; Arthropoda; Insecta; Coleoptera; Chrysomelidae
Gene: mRpL32
Product: 39S ribosomal protein L32, mitochondrial
Exons: 3
Coding region: 49-645 (198 amino acids)
Biological process (GO): translation
Cellular component (GO): mitochondrial large ribosomal subunit
Molecular function (GO): structural constituent of ribosome
Source: RefSeq, a predicted model, not a curated record